Messenger RNA from Styela clava, 1386 nucleotides. Lineage: Eukaryota; Metazoa; Chordata; Ascidiacea; Stolidobranchia; Styelidae. The record is from RefSeq and is a predicted model, not a curated record.
GUAUUGGACUGAUUACUGGUACGAUUUCAAUUAUUAUAUUGUGACAGGCUAACUAAUGAACUCAAGCAUCUAGCAUUUGGUUUAUUUUUGGUCAUCAACCAUGAAUGUACUGGUGAUAUUACUGACAACUCUACUAGUCAUUGAACAUGUAUGUACAUUGGAUAAUGGUCUAGCUCGUACUCCACCAAUGGGUUGGCUUGCUUGGGAACGCUUCAGAUGCAAUACCGACUGUAAAAAUUACCCAGAUUCCUGCAUUUCUGAAAAGUUAUUCAAAGAUAUGGCUGAUCGAUUGGAUGGAGAUGGGUGGAAAGCUGCUGGUUAUGUACAAGUCAAUAUAGAUGAUUGUUGGCCUGCCAAACUCAGAACAAAGGAUGGAAAGCUUACUCCUGAUCCAGAUAGGUUUCCAAAUGGAAUGAAAUCUUUAGCAGAUUACAUGCAUGGCAAGGGCUUGAAGUUGGGAAUAUAUGGAGAUAUGGGUGAACUGACGUGUGCUGGAUACCCUGGUACACUAGGACAUGAAAAAGAUGACGCUGAGACAUUUGCAUCCUGGGGUAUAGACAUGUUGAAAUUGGAUGGUUGUUACUCAAGCCAUGAACAAAAACUGACUGGCUUCCCUCUAAUGACUAAAAUGUUGAAUCAGACUGGACGGCAUAUAGUGUAUGAAUGUGGAUGGCCUUUGGAUGAUGGACACCUGCCUCCUCAGGUCAACUUUACUCUUGUGAAAGAAUCAUGUAAUAUGUGGAGGAAUUAUGAUGACAUUCAAGAUAGUUUUGAUGAUGUUUUGAAAAUUAUAAAUUGGUUUGGAGAUCACCAAGAUGUUUAUAUUCCAGCGGCUGGACCUGGAGGAUGGAAUGAUCCAGAUAUGCUGAUUGGAGGCGACUUUUCUCUGAGUUAUGAGCAAGCAAAGCUGCAGUUUGGAAUAUGGGCAAUCUUGGCUGCACCUCUAUUAGUUUCUGUUGACUUGAGAACAAUUGAUCCUAAAAUGAGGCAGAUGUUGCAAAAUAAGAAAGUAAUUGCAAUUGAUCAGGAUCCAUUGGGAAUGCAGGGCCGUCGUGAAAAAGUUGAUAAAGAUUUCCAGGUGUGGGUUAGGCCCUUGUCGAAAGGAGAUCAAGCCAUUGCAGUAAUAUAUACUGGCACAUCAUCUGGAGGUGCGGCUGCUUAUUCAUUUACAUUGUUCAGUCUCAACAUUCAAAAUCCAGCAUCGAAGUACACGUUGUAUGAUGUUUUUGAUUCAGAUCCUCCUGAACAAGUUGGCCUCAACACUACCAUUACAUUUAAUAUUUACCCUCAAGGGAUAGUCAUGGCUCGUGCCUCUCCUAUGCAGCACUAGUAACUAACUACAUAUAGAAUCUAAACAAUGUUGUUAAAAAACAAUCUCAUGAAUUU